Messenger RNA from Encephalitozoon hellem ATCC 50504, 615 nucleotides. RefSeq names its product 60S ribosomal protein L15. Lineage: Eukaryota; Fungi; Microsporidia; Unikaryonidae. The transcript has a single exon. Gene Ontology annotation, cellular component: cytosolic large ribosomal subunit; ribosome. The record is from RefSeq and is a predicted model, not a curated record. Gene Ontology annotation, molecular function: structural constituent of ribosome; RNA binding. Gene Ontology annotation, biological process: cytoplasmic translation. The coding region runs from base 1 to 615 and encodes 204 amino acids.
AUGGGAGCUAUUAACUAUCUCAGGGAGAUACACAGGCGCAAGCAGUCUGAUGUGAUGAGAUAUCUGCUGAGGAUUCGGGUAUGCGAAUACAGACAGAGGGGAGAGUGCUUCCGUGUUGAGAAGCCAACGUUUCUCGAGAGAGCCCGAACGCUUGGAUACAAAGCAAAGCAGGGAUAUGUGCUGUAUAUUGCACGGGUGAAGAAAGGGAACAUGAAGAGGAACUACCACAACGGGAACACCCGGGGGAAAUGUGUGAAUGCAGGAAUCAACCAAAUCAAGCCGUCUCUUAGGAAGCAAGCGAGCGCCGAGAUGGUAGCUGGUAAGAAGUGUGCUAACCUUGGUGUUCUGAACUCCUACUGGGUUGGGCAGGAUGCAGCCUACAAGUACUAUGAGGUGAUAAUGGUUGACAGACAUCACCCAGCAAUAAGAAACGACUGCAAGAUCAACUGGAUAUGCAAGAGCACGAUGAAGCAUAGGGAGUGCAGAGGCCUCACGUCUGCAUCCAAGAAGAGUAGAGGGCUUGGAAAGGGAGUCCGAUUCAACAAGUCGAAGGGAGGAUCUAUCCGAUCAUGCUGGAGAAGAAGGAACACAUUGGUUCUCCAGAAGUACCGUUGA